AUGGAGCAAAGACAAGAGCACAACUAUGGAGGGUCAUCCUUCCCCACAAACCCAGAAGAAUUCGAUGCCGACGACAGGAUCUCAUACUCGAAACUCGACAACAAAUUCAUCCUUGUCCAAGAGGAUGGUGCGGAGUUUGAGUUCGAUGAUACGAUCAAGAGAUGGAUCCCAGUUGUUGAAGAGGCGUUAUUAGAAGAGCAGCAAAAGGCAUACAGGGUGUCUGGUGUGGACGAGGCAGAGCCUGUGGAGGCCUUGAAGAGGAAGCGCAAGAAGGAAUACGUGAAUGGCGAAGAUGAAGGAGGACGAGCCGCAAAAGUACCCAAGAAGACCAAAGCACCUCUCCCUCCCCGAGCCAACACAGCUGUUUACGUUACCGGCCUCCCGCAUGAUGUGACCGUCGAAGAAGUCCGGGAGGUGUUUUCUCGCAAAUGUGGUGUAAUUGCAGAAGAAAUCGAUAGCGGAAAGCCCCGCAUCAAACUUUACACAGAUGAGAAGGGAGCUUUCAAGGGCGAUGCAUUAAUCGUAUUCUUCAAAGCCCCGUCCGUGGAUAUGGCAAUGAUGUUACUGGACGAUACAGAGUUUAGGAUAGGAGGCAAGACAAACGGCAAGAUGAGGGUUCAAGCUGCGGAGUCAAGCUACAAGAAAGUUCAGCACAACGAUGGAGGGGAGGAGAAGGAAAAACCGAAGACGAGCAUGAAGGACAAACAAAAGAUCAUCAAGAAGACGCAGAAGUUGGAUGCCCGGUUAGCCGACUGGAGUGAUGACGAGCCUUCCAGCGUUAUGGAAACUAGCUCAAGAUGGGACAAGGUGGUCAUAUUGAAGCAUAUGUUCACACUGGAGGAACUGGCGGAAGACCCAGCUGCAAUAUUGGAUAUCAAAGAAGAUAUCAGAGAGGAGUGCAGUAAACUGGGAGAAGUUACGAAUGUGGUCCUCUUUGACAUGGAGGAGGAAGGAGUUGCAAGCGUUAGGUUUUCAAAUUCGGAGGCGGCUAGAGCGUGCGUUGGAGUAAUGGAUGGGAGGAGUUUCGCAGGUCAAAAAGUUGAGGCGUACAUCUCGGAGGGCAAAGAGCAUUUCAAGAAGUCCAAGAAAAAGGAUGACAAUCAUGAAACCACACCAGAGCAGGAAUAAUAUGACAAAUGGCUCUGGAAAAUAUCAUCGCU
This is a messenger RNA of Hyaloscypha bicolor E, 1160 nucleotides long. RefSeq lists its product as uncharacterized. Bases 1 to 1128 code for a protein of 375 amino acids. The transcript has 2 exons. Gene Ontology annotation, cellular component: U2 snRNP; U2-type spliceosomal complex. Gene Ontology annotation, molecular function: RNA binding. Gene Ontology annotation, biological process: mRNA splicing, via spliceosome. The record is from RefSeq and is a predicted model, not a curated record. Lineage: Eukaryota; Fungi; Ascomycota; Leotiomycetes; Helotiales; Hyaloscyphaceae.